UCAGUCAACAGCCAUGAUAAGUGCCGAGUAGGUUUUAUGAUUCGUAGCAGGUAGGAUAAUAUUAUGUUCUAUCCACUUGCAGCAUAUAAAUAAACAGUUAGACAUUAGAACGGACCCAUUGUAAUAAUUACAGUCCAGCGACACAGUAUUGUAUACAGUUGUCUUUGAUAUCCACUCGUUGACCAUAUUAUUCAAAGGUUUUUUUUGUUACACACUUUCAGCAGAAAAAUGGCUGUGUACAAGCUCACGUACUUCAAUUUUCCUGCACUGGCAGAACCUAUCAGGUUUCUUUUGUCAUAUUUGGAAAUCGAUUUUGAAGACGUUCGGUUCGAACGUGAACAAUGGCCAUCAAUCAAACCCACAAUGCCAUUUGGUAAAGUCCCAAUUUUAGAAAUCGAUGGUAAAGUAUUGAAUCAAUCAGUAGCCAUAAGUCGUUACUUAUCGAAAAAAGCUGGAUUAGCCGGUAGUGAUGAAUGGGAAUCAUUACUGAUCGAUAUCGCUGUUGAUAACGUUAAUGAUUUGAGACAAGCUAUUGCAUUGCCAGUGUUUGAUCCUAAUGAAGAAUCUAAAGCUGAAAAAUAUGUAACUCUUAUUAACGAAACUAUACCGUUGUAUAUGAACAAAUUUGAAAAUACCGUGGGAGAAAAUGAUGGAUACUUUGUAAAUGGAAAGUUGUCCUUGGCUGAUAUACACUUUGUAGCUAUUUUAGAUUUUCUGAGCUUUUUGGCAAAAGUGGAUCUACUAGAGGGACGUCCAAAUUUACAAGCACAUAAAAAAAAAAUAUUUGAUAUACCUCAAAUUAAAUCAUGGAUCGCCAAAAGACCUGCAUUCUCCAUGAAAUUGUGAUGAUUCAAAUGAUAACUAAUUUUGGGACCACUGGUAGUUUCCACGUGGCCCUGAUAAAAUUGAUUUUACCCAAGUGACUUAUGAUAUUAUAAUAUCAGGUGACAAUUAUUGAUUUCGAAAUUUAUUUCUUCUUUACCCAGUAAAUUCAAGAUGCAUACUGGUAACACAAACUGUACGAAGACUUUUAUAAUAAAAUGUAUGUUUUUAAACUUGUUCAUAAUAAUAAUAUAAUAUUACCUACCUAUUUAUAA
Molecule: messenger RNA, 1097 nt
Organism: Metopolophium dirhodum (rose-grain aphid)
Lineage: Eukaryota; Metazoa; Arthropoda; Insecta; Hemiptera; Aphididae
Product: glutathione S-transferase-like
Exons: 5
Coding region: 229-846 (205 amino acids)
Biological process (GO): glutathione metabolic process
Molecular function (GO): glutathione transferase activity
Source: RefSeq, a predicted model, not a curated record